CACUAGGUACCUUCUUUCCUACAGACGUAGUCGAAACUUACGUAGUGAAGUGUUUAAAUAAAGUCAGGUUUGACGUCGGAUAGCGUUGUUAAAAACAGAAGCUCGAUUACAAAACAUCAGUGGACUUAUGGGCAGAGCAGGGCCCUUGGUGUAGAGGAGAGAGGAGGAGAACCCGUUGUUGGUGCCUUCAAGGGCUUCUUCAUCAAGAUGAACCGACACACCCCACAAAUGAGGCUUCUAAUUAGUAUGUACCUCCUCCUGUUAUCUAGCGUCACAGCAGAAUUAUCAAAAGAUGCAAACCAGUGCGACUUUGAUGUACGCUUUCAAGGCACCAACAUUAUCACCGAGAAAAGACUUUUCUGGGUCAUGCCAUCACGUGCAGCAAUAAUUGAAUGUCUCAAGCGCAUAUUUCUUCACAAAAUAACAGAUACAAUAUACUCCCUGGGACAAAAUUUCACCAAUGACUCAAGUAUAAAAGUUGCCCAAGAAUCCUGUUCCACUCUCAUCAAAGAUGAUUCUUUCCACUUCAAGUAUGUCCCGAAAGGCACAACCCAAUUCCUUUGGUAUCCACUCAUAGAGUGCAAACAAGCACGUCAAAAACUAUGUGAAGGGGUGAAAGACCAUUUUGAGACCUGCAAUCACUCUUUAGAGAAUCUUGAGAUAACUAUUUCUGAAGAACAUAAUACUUCUACAUACCAACACAAUUCAAAUACUAUUGAUAUUAGGAAUGACCUCAUGCCAUCCUUACCUUGGAAAUGUCAAGCAGAAUAUGACACUUCUGAGAAAAGCAAGAUACUGAUGUGUCUUUAUAUGCAAUUAACAAUUCAUUAACAAAGGACUGUAGCAGGUUAUUAUGUCCUCCAUACAGAAUUUUAUCAAACAUAACAAUUUUAAGUUCCACUGCAUCCAUGGACCUUACCUGUAGAAAUAAUUUACUACAGAAUUUUCGUUCACCCUCUUGCUAUACUCAUGACAAUGCAUUCUGCUUCUACACACUGAAUGACUCAAACUCCCAAAGCACAAUGAUAAUCACCACUAACAAUACAAACAAUAUCUCUGAAAAUGAAAAAUUAGUUUACAUUCUUAAAAACUUAGUUGAUUUUAAAUGGAAUAAAUGGUGUGAACACCCUUUGAAUUACACAAAACAAUUCAGAAUUAUACAUAAUGUCUAUCAAACUUACUAUUUUUGUUAUGGGAAUCCAGAUAACACUUAUGCUAAAGACUCUUGGAUUAUUAAAGAUAUUACAGACAAGGAGUCUCUCGUAGCUAUCAAUGGGAAUGUCAAUGCAGCAAACAUAGAUUCCAACAUUUUGCUCCAGGCAUUAAUUUUCACCAAUAAUAAUAUUAAUGCAACAAUAUAUGACGCUUUAUCUACAUCCAACUACAUCUUUAAGCAUCAUACAGAUGAAUUCAACAUAGCUGUCUUUGAAGCCAAACAGUCACAACCAGAUGUAUUGGAUUAUAUAAUGCCAGAAAAAUGUAUCAUCACCAAAAAUAAAUAUUUCAAUAAAUUAACAGACACCAGGUCAAUAUCAAGUCCACUAAAUUAUAUUGCUUUUCACAAUUGCUCCCUGAAUUACAAAAAGGACGACAAAGAUCUAUUCCUCUUUCUCUACAAUGGCUCCUCAAAUUUGGAGUAUAUUUGUAGUAAUAAUACUGCCGUUAUAUUAACCUCCAUCAGAAGGGAAAAUGUCAAUUUCCUCAAUUCCACAAAAUUUGCUAGAAGUUGUUUUGAUGGAGGAAUACACACGAAAAACAGUGAGGUAUGUGAGUACAUGACUGAAGGUGCUUCAGAUUAUGAAACUCAAUUCUUUCAUUUCUUGAUAUAUCCACUAAAACUUACCAAAGCUUCAGCUAUACAGCAACUUGCACAACGAUUCAAAAGGCCAAAUAAAAUUGAAACUUUUAACGUGAACUUUGAAUUCAAUACACACCCUGCAAUUUUGGGUGGCUUCACCAUUCUACAUCAAAAUGACACCUAUUCAUCAGGAAUUGAUUACAUCAAUGAAAUGCACAUACAAUCCUUACAAAAAACCCUACAGAUAUUUGUGACUGCCAAUCUCACAAAUAAUACCAGAUGUUUGGAAGAUAUUGAGGUUGGUAAGUUUUCUGUUAGCAUUCAUAGUGAUGAGCAACAGCGGUCACAUUAUGUGAUUGGGCCAAUAUCAUCAAAUAUUUUCAAUGAAUCUUGUUUGAGAAUUCUCCCAUUUGAUAUUCAUAAAGAUUUGCUUAAAAGUAAAGAUAAAGGACUGCUGCGAGUUAACAAAUUUUGGCCCACUUGCCAGUAUAACAUGCUGAUUGCAUGGAAUGAAAAAGCAAAUGAUACCACAUCAGUACUUGAUUGGGAUUACCUAUCCACUGCAUGUAAGGCACAUGAGCUAACUCUAUUUAUUCUAUGCUGUGUUCUUACCCUAAUGUCAAUAACUGGCAACACAAUGGGUAUAUCCAUUUUGAUACUAUCAAAACUGAUUAAGAAAAAUGUGUUUAAGGUAUAUAUGUCACUAGCAAUGGCAGGUUUAAUACUCAGCAUCAUGUCUGCUUUAUUGGCACUGUUUGAUACAUAUCUCCUCAUGAGUGGGCAACAUACAUUUAACAAUUUAAGAGAAGCACAUUCAAGUUCUCUUGCAACUGAGCAAACAACAGGCAUCCAACAAGCAGUGCUUCAGAGAGCAGGGUGGUCUACAGUGACUUCUGUUGCCAUGAAUAUUUCUCUAAUGUCUUCAUUGAUGUCACUGGCUUUGCUAGGUAUUCUGGCAUUGCAGCAAACAAGUUCUUUUGAUGGUCAUGAUAUAAAACCUAACAGAAUGUCAAAAUUCUUCAAUUUCAUUGACCAUCACAUAUCUUUCAUAAUCCUUAUCAUAUGGAUAUGGAGCAUCAUCUUUCCCAUAAUCAUCAACUUAGAAGAGGGUUCAUUUACUGGGUAUUUUGAUCCAGUUACAAAACUUACUAUAAACACUGGAAGUAAUAGAACCUUGUCAUCCAUAACCUACAAAGUUCAAUUAGUCAUGGGUUUCAUAGCAGUAGCAACAAUUACUACUACAUUAUCUUACAUUACUUAUAAAUCUAAAUCAGAGGAGCAAGAGGCACUCAUUGCCCAGCAGGGAGAAACAGCACAAGUUAUCAUUCGUACUUUUUUCAAGAUGGUGAUACUUGUAUUGGUGUCCUGUGGCCCUGUGGCUGUUAACAUAUUAAGUAACUUUUUUGUCUUUAAUCCAGUUCUUCACUUUUUAAUAUGGUGGCUCUAUAUAACUGGAUCCUCUGGGCACUGGGUAAUUUUCUGCUUUUCUGGACAAUGCUCCAGGGAGAUAAAAAAAAGAUUAGGACGAGUUUUCUUCCCUAUGAAAACACAUCAAGAAGAAAUACACCUCUCAUAACUGUUGUAGAAGCCCAGAAUUAUUAUUAUGGACUACUUUGCUCUCAUUUCAAGCAGAACCCCAAAGCUAAAUCUUGUAUCAAUGAUACUGUAAUUAGCACAGGAUACAAACCCUCUCCCUUACUUGCUGUAACAACCCAUCGGCAAUAUUACUGCGUAAAAUAAAACGGAUCUAAAAGAAAGAAUGGAAGACCAUGGAGAGCAACUUUGUGAUGAUAUGCAAACUUAUUCUAAGAAUAAUUUUUAAUUCACUCUAACUUGGGACUGUCACUGGACAAAAGAUGCAAUUACACCUACAUACCUAUCCUAGGUUUCAAGUAUCAUGGUAUCUCUGUAACCCCACCAGCAUUAAACCUCGCUUUUCAUUCCAAAACCUCAAAAGAAGUAUCCCUCCAGGUACUAAACUGGCCUGAAAUUUUAAAUAUAUACAAUUGAUUUAAAGGGCUCAGGAGUAUGUAUCAGAAUUCAUUCCAUCAACUCAAAGUUCCUUAAAAACUAUUAUCAUCAUUAUUAUGAAAGUAGCUCAACUAGACCAUUGAGCUGACUUUCAGCUCUCAUAGGACUGCCCAAAGGAUUAGAAUAAAAUGCCAGGUCUUGGCUUGAGACCAAGAACUGGGACCAAACAGGUUUGUAAGGACAACACUUUUUCUCUAUUUUCAUUGUAUCCAAUCAUCAAGUCGCGGUGUUCUUACUUCCAUCCGAUAGAGCGUUCCGCGGCCUUUCCGCCAAUGUAUAACACAUGUAAUUUCAUUAUUUGUAUGCCAUAUUAUCCUUUUAUGUAUGAUUGUAAGAAAACACAAAUCUCCUGUCUCAGAGUCAUUUCUGCUCUCGAUGCGAGACUGUACUACUUAUCCGUCCGCACCUGUCUAUGUCAACCCAGUUCGUCUGUAAAUAAAUCAUCAGUAUCCCA
Messenger RNA from Macrobrachium nipponense, 4283 nucleotides. RefSeq lists its product as uncharacterized. The transcript has 3 exons. Gene Ontology annotation, cellular component: membrane. Lineage: Eukaryota; Metazoa; Arthropoda; Malacostraca; Decapoda; Palaemonidae. The coding region runs from base 909 to 3374 and encodes 821 amino acids. The record is from RefSeq and is a predicted model, not a curated record.